Prunus armeniaca (apricot) is the source of this 1173-nucleotide messenger RNA. The record is from the annotation of a GenBank genome assembly. NCBI's taxonomy places the organism in Eukaryota, Viridiplantae, Streptophyta, Magnoliopsida, Rosales, Rosaceae.
AUGUAUGUAACAAGGCCUCUUUCCAUGUAUCGGAAAUCUCCAAGCACCCUUUCCAUAAAGCCACCUGAUGCUCCACAUUCAGGUUAUAUGGUGAUCACAGAUGAAGAGGCAGAGUCAAAAGACACAUCUUGUUGGGGCCUUUGCAAGCGUGGGAAAGUUAAAAAACUACCUUUCCCACAGGACAAGAUUCUGACCAUUGUUUAUGCAUCCGAGUACCAAGAGGCAACCACGACGAAGGUCUGGUUCAUCCCAGUUCUUGAUCAACCUCUGUCUUCUAACUGCUACUAUGUUAUCAGAGCAAAUGGCAGGCACAAAGGGAAAGCAUGCAGAUGUUCUAGAGAGAGGGACAUGACCAACUGCUGCAUUAGAGGUUUCUUGAGAGACAAAAAACCUAAGGUUUUAAAUUUUAGAGACAUAUACCAACAAGUUAAGAUUCAUCGCCAUCAAGGUGGUGGUUUUUUUGCAGAGUCUGUAGCUCCUGACGGUGUUCCUCCAAAAUUCCUAAAGAAAAAAGGAUGGAAAGUGCGUAGCUCAAGUAUGUACCGGAAUCAAUUAACUGAUGCUUUAGGCCUUGAUGCCUCCCUCCGGUCUCGUCUUCCAGACUUCAAUUUUCCCAUCUUUAAAAAGCGUUCGGCUUCUAGUGUUGUGGGGAGAUGGUACUGUCCAUUUGCAUUUGUGAGAGAGAAAGCAACCAUAAGACAACAGAUGAAGAAGUCCAAGUUUUACAGAAUAACUCUUGAGCAAUGGUGGGAAGAGAUUUACUCUCGUGGGAAUGUUGACAAUGAAGGAAAUGUUGUGAAUGUGAGUGUAGAUGUGCAAAGGGAAGUGGCUUUGGUAUCUGCCACAGAAGCCGUGAAGGACGAUAGGAAUGGCCGUACUGGGUUCACCUGGUUCAAAGCUUAUAACCCACGUAGCAAGAAAGUAGUUAGUGUAGGUUUGAGUUCAGCAAUUGUUCAGAAUAUGAGAUGGGUUUUAGAGGCAGGAGGAUGGGUUAAUGGGGAUGAAAUGGAUGUGAGAGUGGAGAGGGUAGAAGAGAUUACAGGUGAGAACAGGUGGAGGAAGUUUGGCUGUUAUGUUAUGGUGGAGAGUUUCUCCUUGAGAAGAAUGGAUGGAAGUUUGGCUUGGAGAUCUGAUUUUAGGCACACUGAUAAGAUUCGAUGUAAAUGGGAAUAA